AUGGCGGCGGCGGCCGAGCCCGGGGCCCUAGGCUGGCUUGGCGGCGUCUCCCCGCGCUCGGGCAGCCCGACCUCCAGCCCCGAGCUGGGCGCCGGAAGCCGCUCGCGAUCGGGGCCGGGGUCCGGGACGGGGUCGGGGCCGGAGCGGUCGGGCGCCAGGCCCCCAGGGCCCGCCGCGCCGAGUCACAGCUUCAGGAAGGUGACGCUUACCAAGCCCACCUUCUGCCACCUCUGCUCCGAUUUCAUCUGGGGGCUGGCCGGCAUCCUGUGUGACGUUUGCAACUUCAUGUCCCACGAGAAGUGCCUGAAGCACGUGAAGACCCCCUGCACCAGCGUGGCUCCCAGCCUGGUCCGCGUCCCGGUGGCCCACUGCUUCGGCCCCCGGGGGCUCUACAAGCGCAGGUUCUGCUCCGUGUGCCGCAAGGGCCUGGAGGCGCUGGGCCUCCGUUGCGAAGUGUGUGAGCUGCACGUUCACCCCGACUGUGUGCCCUUCGCCUGCAGCGACUGCCGCCAGUGCCACCAGGACGGGCACCGCGAACACGACGCACACCUCCACCACUGGCGGGAGGGGACCUUGCCGUCGGGCGCUCGCUGCGAGCUCUGUCGGAAGACGUGCGGCUCCUCGGACGUGCCGGCCGGCGUGCGCUGCGAGUGGUGCGGCGUCCAGGCCCACUCGGUCUGCUCCGCGGGGCUCGCCCCCGAGUGCACUUUCGGGCGCCUGCGCACCCUGGUCCUGCCCCCCGCCUGCGUGCGCCUCCUGUCCCGAAACUUCAGCAAGAUGCACUGCUUUCGAAUCCCUGAGAUCGCGGUGCCGGAGCCGGGUGAGCCGGGUGACGGGGAGGGGUGGCCGGCGCUGGGCCGGGCCCUGACUAAGGCCGUCUGUGACCCUCUCACAGGGGACGGGGAGGACAGCGCCGAUGGCAGCGUCCCCGCCGGCCCGGGCCGAGAGGUGGGGGCGCCUGAGUCCGGCAAGCAGACUCUGAAGAUCUUUGAUGGCAGCGACGCGAUGCAGCGAAACCACUUUCGUACAGUCACGGUCCCGCACCUGGCCCGGAGCCAGGAGGUGCUGGAGGCGGCUCUGCGGGCUUACUACAUCCCCGAGGACCCUCAGGGCUUCCAGCUGCAGGCGCUCCCCACUCCUGCGCAGCUUGGAGACACCGUGGCAGCGGGAAAGGUCUGGAGCGCUGGGUCCACUGAGGAGGAGGGCGGCAGAGCAACUUGCCAGGCCUGGGUCCUCCGCGCUCUGCCCCGCACCCAGGAGAUCCUGAAGAUCUACCCGGCCUGGCUCAAGGUGGGUGUGGCCUACGUCUCCAUCCGUGUGACCCCGCAGAGCACUGCCCGCAGCGUGGUGCUGGAGGUCCUCCCGCUGCUCGGACGCCAGGCUGAGGGGGUCGAGGGUUUCCAGCUUGUGGAGGUGCUCAUGGGCAGCAGACAAGUCCAGCGCACGGUGCUGGCAGACGAGGAACCCUUGCUCAACCGGCUUCAUGAGAUCCGGCAGAUGUCCUUGCGGCAGAUGAGCCAGACACGGUUCUACGUGGCUGAGAGCAGGGCGCUGGCCCCGCGCGUCUCUCUGUUUGUGGGUGGUCUGCCGCCGGGCCUGUCCCCCCAGGAGUACCGCAGUUUGUUGGAUGAGGCUGUUGCCAGCAAAGCUGCUGUGGUGACUGUGAGCCAUGUCUACUCCGCCCAAGGUGCCGUGGUGCUGGACGUGGCCUGCUUCGCGGAGGCUGAGCGGCUGUACAUGCUGGUCAGGGACACAGCUGUGCGUGGCCGGCCGCUGAUGGCCCUGGUGCUCCCGGAGGUGCUGCACACGAAGCUGGCCCCAGACUGCCGCCCCCUGCUCGUGUUUGUGAACCCCAGGAGUGGAGGGCUCAAGGGCCGUGACCUGCUCUGCAGUUUCCGGAAGCUGCUCAACCCCCACCAGGUCUUCGAGCUGACCAAUGGGGGGCCACUGCCUGGGUUUCACGUGUUCUCCCAGGUACCCUGCUUCCGGGUGCUGGUGUGCGGCGGGGACGGCACGGUGGGCUGGGUGCUCACCGCCCUGGAGGACAUGAGGCACCGCUUGGCCUGCCCGGAGCCUGCUGUAGCCAUCCUGCCCCUGGGCACAGGGAACGACCUGGGCCGGGUCCUCCGCUGGGGGGCGGGCUACAGCGGGGAGGACCCAUUCUCCGUGCUGCUGUCAGUGGACGAGGCGGAUGCCGUGCUUGUGGACCGCUGGACCAUCCUGCUGGAUGCUCACAAGGCUGCUGGCGGGGAGGACAGCGAGGCAGAGGCAGAGCCCCCCAAGAUCGUACAGAUGAGUAACUACUGUGGGAUCGGCAUCGACGCAGAGCUGAGCCUGGACUUCCACCAGGCGCGGGAGGAGGAGCCCGGCAAGUUCAGGAGCAGGUUCCACAACAAGGGCGUGUACGUGCGGGUCGGGCUGCAGAAGAUCAGCCACUCCCGCGGCCUGCACAGGGCCCUCCGGCUGCAGGUGGAGCAGCAGGAGGUGGAGCUGCCCAGCAUCGAGGGGCUCAUCUUCAUCAACAUCCCCAGCUGGGGCUCAGGGGCCGACCUGUGGGGCUCCGACAGUGACUCGAGGUUCGAGAAGCCGCGCAUGGACGAUGGGCUGCUGGAGGUGGUGGGGGUGACGGGCGUUGUGCACAUGGGCCAGGUCCAGAGUGGGCUGCGCUCAGGCAUCCGCAUUGCCCAGGGGUCCUACUUCCGCGUCACCCUUCUCAAGGCCACACCCGUGCAGGUGGAUGGUGAACCCUGGGUCCAGGCUCCUGGGCACCUGAUCAUCUCGGCUGCGGGCCCUAAGGUCCACAUGCUCAGGAAGGCCAAGCAGAAGCCCAGGAAGGCGGGGCCCCCUAAGGAUGCACGAGCCGACGGGGCCCCGGCCCCCGAGGGGGACCCCAAGUAG
Molecule: messenger RNA, 2898 nt
Organism: Rangifer tarandus platyrhynchus (Svalbard reindeer)
Lineage: Eukaryota; Metazoa; Chordata; Mammalia; Artiodactyla; Cervidae
Source: the annotation of a GenBank genome assembly